This is a messenger RNA of Chrysochloris asiatica (Cape golden mole), 562 nucleotides long. It is a transcript of the gene IL21, whose product is annotated as interleukin 21. NCBI's taxonomy places the organism in Eukaryota, Metazoa, Chordata, Mammalia, Afrosoricida, Chrysochloridae. Gene Ontology annotation, cellular component: extracellular region. The record is from RefSeq and is a predicted model, not a curated record. The transcript has 5 exons. Gene Ontology annotation, molecular function: cytokine receptor binding. Gene Ontology annotation, biological process: immune response; positive regulation of natural killer cell mediated cytotoxicity. The coding region runs from base 45 to 506 and encodes 153 amino acids.
UGAAAACAAGACAAGACCAAGGCUUUGCUCUACUGUUGGCAUUUAUGGGAUCAAGUUCUGGCAACAUGGACAGAAUAGUCUUCUGUCUGAUAGUCAUCUUCUCUGGAACAGUGGCCCACAAGUCAAACUCCCAAGGGCAAGAUCGUUUGAUGAUUAGGAUGCGUCAACUUAUAGAUAUUGUCGAUCAGCUGAAAAAUUAUGUGAAUGACUUGGACCCUGAGUUUCUGCCAGCUCCACAAGAUGUUAAGAGACACUGUGAGCAGUCAGCUUUUUCAUGUUUUCAGAAGGCCCAACUAAAGUCAGUGAAUGCAGGAGACAAUGAAAGGAUAAUCCAUAUGCGAAUUAAACAGCUGAAGAGGAAGCUACCUACCACAAAUGCAGGAGGAAAACAGAAACAUAGACCAACAUGUCCUGCAUGUGAUUCUUAUGAGAAAACACCACCCAAAGAAUUCCUAGAAAGACUGAAAUCACUUCUCCAAAAGAUGAUUCAUCAGCAUCUCUCAUAGAACCGAUGGGAUUAUGAAGUUCCUGAGAAUCUAACUUGAAGCUGGACACUAUGUUA